Molecule: messenger RNA, 1965 nt
Organism: Aphelenchus avenae
Lineage: Eukaryota; Metazoa; Nematoda; Chromadorea; Rhabditida; Aphelenchidae
Source: the annotation of a GenBank genome assembly
AUGCACGCAGAAACCUCCGUGCAGACGGCGUGUGGCGACGUCGUCGAAGACCCCGAAGCUGACAAUCAAAAGGAACAACGGAGCCGCCCUGACAGUCUCCGAAUCCUGUCGUACAAUCUCGGUGCGGGAGGACUAGGAGCGGAACGACUGAAUAACUCCAACGGACAUCGACUGGCCGUGCUCAUGGAGGACCUCGAGUUCCUGAUGGAGAACUUCGACGUCAUCGGACUGUCGGAGACGCACUGCACGGAAGAGACGCACCGGACGUGGACGGACGGGACACUAUUCGGAGCAGAGAUCCACAUCGGCGCCCGCGACCGGACAGCGAACAAAGGCGGCGUCGGCUUCAUAAUUCACCCGAGACUGGCCGCCAGCAAACGAGUGCAUGACGUCCGCAUCGUCUCCAGCCGAAUCGCAGUUCUGAAGCUCGAAGUGCCCGGGCAGCGACGACCACUCAAAAUCGUACAGGUGUACGCGCCACACUCAGGCUACGACGACGAUAUCAUCGAACAACUCUACGACGAAAAGGAGGACGAGAAAUACAUCGGCCCUCACUCGAUCGAGCAGAGGAACGAGAGCGGAGAAAAGCUGGCAGCCUUCGCAGAGUCGCAUCGCUUGUACGUCGCCAACACCUUCUUCGAAAAGCCACCGAACAAGCGCUGGACGUGGAGGUCACCGUCGUUCGACCUCUUCUGCGAGCUCGACUACGUCCUCUGCGACGAUAGAAGCUGCGUCACAAACGUCGAGGUCCUUAGCCGCUUCGGAUGUAGCAGCGACCACAGACCAGUACGCGCAACGAUACGGCUAGAUGGCAAGCUGAUGCAGAAGAAGCUCCUCCUCUCAUCACUCACACGCGCGAAGAAGACCAACUACAGUGCGCUGAAGGCGGAGGCGAACGCCACAGACUGGAAGGUGCACGGCCGCAUCAACGAGCAAUACGAGCAGCUCACCGAGAAGCUAAAGCGAUGCAUGAAAGCCGCAACGCUCAAAGAGGAAGAGCAGUUCCGAUCAAGACUGUCAGAGGACACCAGAAAGAAGCUCGCCCUGCUGAAGACGCUGAAAGCUACCCAAGCCAACGCCGAGCGAUACCGAGCACUCGCGACAGAAGUCCGACGACAGGUGAUGGACGACCACACGACCUACAGAGAAGAGCGGAUGACGAGAGCAGCCGAAGAACGCUCCAGCCUAAAGAAAUGCAGCAGAGAAAUCGCGCAGACGAGGCUUAUCACGGCGGCUCUUAAGGACAGCAACGGAAGCAGAAAGACAAACCGAAGAGAAAUCGAAGGGAUCUGCCGAACGUUCUACACGCAGCUCUUCGACAGCAAGGUCCACGUGGAGCGAAACCUGGCAGAAACCGACGACAACGCUGAGACAUUACCGUCUGUCACGUGGGAAGAGGUCAAGAAAGCUGUUCGCAGCAUGAAGCUCGGCAAGCGCCCGGACCCGAUGGCAUCACCGCGGAACACCUGCGAGCAGGAGGCCAACCGCUCUGGAGCGUGGAAAGAAUCGAAGACCGUGCUCCUGUACAAGAAGGGCGACCCGGAGAACAUCAGCAACUACCGGCCGAUCUGCCUGCUGUCAGUCGUCUACAAGGUCUUCCCCAAGCUAAUCCUCAAACGGCUCACGGACACGCUGGACGCUGCACAACCACCGGAGCAAGCCGGAUCCAGAAGCGGAUACUGCACGAUGGACCACCUGCAGACCAUCAUCCAGCUGCAAGAGAAAGCUCGAGAAUUCGGCCAACGCCUCUUCAUCGUCUUCAUCGACUACGAGAAGGCGUUCGAUAGCAUCGAGAUGAACGCCGUCUGGAACGCACUUGAAGAGCAAGGAGUCGACCACCGCUACGUGGGUCUGCUCGAAGAGACCAACACCGGAUGCACUACGGACAUCACGCUGUUCCAAGACCCGAUCCGCAUGUCCGCCAGGGCGAUACCAUCUCACCGAAGCUCAUCACGGCGGCACUAG